CAUUGCGCCGACAGCCGGCGAUUUUUUAGUGCAGUGUUUUCAUCACUGACUUAAAAUGGUGGCAGUGGGUUGUGGUAGUAGUAGGUGUGUGGUGUAAUGAACGUUUGGGAUUGUGUGUUAGUUUUAAUUGUUUGCACUUCGAAAAUUAUGUAACAUAGCUUGUCGUGGAAAUUGGUGUAUGCAAAAUGAGCGCCGGGUAUAAUUCUUCGGAAGUUUGUCGUUUAUGCACGACUGGCGGUGGGCUGAGGAUGCACAUAUUUGACAAGGAAGGGGAACAAAGACAGCUGCUCUUCAAAAUUAAAUCGUGCUUACCUAUCAUGAUAUCAAAGGAAGAUACCCUUCCAAAGAAAAUAUGUUACCGCUGUGCAUACAAGUUGGACAUGUUCUACGAGUUCCGAUUGAGUUGCCUGAAUUCUGAGAACAUGUUGAAGAAUGUAACAGAGAAGCAGUUACCUGUCGAGAAUGGACAGAGAGAUGAGGUGCAAGUAAAGUCUGAAAAAAUGGAAGAAGUGCAGAAAUCUACUUACACAGAAGCAAUGCAGCAGCAUAUGGCGCAGAUAAAUGCAAUGCAUUGUAAACCUCAGCAAGAUGAUAAGUCUUCCGACAGAAAUGCCGGACAGAAAAAUCCAAAUUGUCAGAACGGUACCCGCUUGCCUGAGUACCCAACAACACUUAAAGUUCCGCAGGUUUCUCAACCAAAUCCAGAUAUUUAUGGCAGUAAACAAGCAUCUGAACCGACGUUUGUUAUUCCCGACGACGGUUUGGGAUUCGAUGACGGCGUUAGAGUUCUCAGAGCUUUGGGUACAUGGUCACCUGAUUACACUAACAGUUUGGGCCGUACUGGAAUGCUACAUGUACCAGAACAGCACUAUGGGGAAGUAGCAAAUAGUGUCAAUAAUGGUAGUUAUGGUCCUCAAAGGAAAGUAUCUCCCUCCACAACUAACCGAAGCAAAGGAGCUUCAAAAGGUGAUGGUGCUAACAGUUCUUCCAGUAAGAGCUUUGCCUGUACAGUCUGUGGUAAGGGAUUAGCUCGUAAGGACAAAUUAGUUAUUCAUAUGCGCAUCCAUACCGGUGAGAAACCAUAUAUUUGUGAAGUGUGUAAUAAGGCAUUUGCUCGCCGUGAUAAACUAGUGAUUCAUAUGAACAAAAUGAAACAUAGAACACCAACCAACAUAGCCCCUUUAGGCAAACGUUCAAUAGUACCUGACAAGAAUGGUAUGUUGAUGCAACAACAGCACCAGCAGCAGCAACAACAGCAGCCAUCACAGUCGCAGCAGCAACCACAGCCUCAGCCCCCACCACACCAGCAACCUCAGCAGCAACAGUCACCACAACAGUCACUUGUUACAGAUAAGAAAUCAUUAUCAGUGAAAUGUGAAGAUGAUGAUAUACCAAGAGGUCUUCCUCUACCUCCACCACAACAGCAGAACAUUAGUUGGAGCUGUGAACUUUGUGGUCGUAUGUUCUCAACUCGAGAUGAUUGGAUGGCACAUGCAAAAAGUCAUCUAGACGACAAAAUGAUUAGUAACAUGCAUCAUCCACAACAGCAUCUUAGCAAUGGAAAUCCGUGUAGCAGUGGUGUUGUAGUCCCCACAUCAGUGCCUGCACCACCAGCUCCUUAUUUUUCCCCUCAUGUACCACACCAUGUGCAACCAUAUGGUGCUAGUGCACCAGAAAGGCAUUUUUGCUUAGUAUGUCGCCAAGACUUCACGAAUAAGACUGAUUUUAUGUUCCAUGUGCGUACUCAUUUUGUUGAAGGGAAGCCACCAGAGUUUGACAUGCUUGGCAAGAGUAAUCUUGUGGAUGGAUCUGGUCUGUGCACUUGAACGUUAAAUAUAUGUAAUUACAUACUAUUUUUACAAUGGAAAAUUUUGUAUUGUUUGCAGAUAUUUAGUGCAAUGUGUACUGUCUUUUUAUGAAGGACACUAUUUUUUAUGUCAUGUGGAAUGUAUACUAAUAAGUCAUAGUUGUUUUAUAGCAUUUUCUGUGUGCUGUGGGUAAUUGUCGUGGCCCUAAUUAUGUUGCAGGAAAUUCAGUUGGCUAAAUGAUUGACAGGUUUUUAUGAGAAGACUUUUUGAGCUAUCUUAUUUUUAUACUAGUUAUCCGGUCAUUGUUCCUACAAUCUCCUGAAUUGAUUAAUUGCUUCAGUUUUUUUGAGUGGCAUUUGCUGUGAUGUGGUUACAUAUAUCUUUUUUAUAAUUGCAUUGUAGUCAAAGUUGCAGCAUGGUUGCGUGUUGGUGUCUUUUAGAAACUAGUUGGCUAUGAAAAUCUUCGAAUUUUAAGUUUUGAAAAAGUGUUGAUACACCUAAUUUUAUAGUUGGUGUAAUAGUAAGGCCCUGAGAACAAGAGAGUAUUUCCGUAAUGUAAUACAUAUCAACGCGAUGAGUACACCUUACAAAAAUCUUUCCUCUAUCAAGUUUGAAAACUGGUUUCAAUAAGACAAUCAAUAUGGUUUAGUAAUCUCUGAAACUUAGUCAUUGAUCAAAAACUGGACAAUAGUAUGUUGGUUACAGAUUUGUUAACAAAUCAUCCUUUAUACAGAUGUUGUAACAACACAGGGUAAAAUUUGAUUUAAACAAUGUAAUGGAUGAAAGCUUUGAAUUGGAUACCUAACAGCAUUGGGAACAUAAUUGAUUCCAUGGUAAGUUGUAAAGUGCAUGAAUGUACUAUUACAACACGUACUAUUUUUCAGUAGACCAGCAAUUAUACUUCUGUUGUUCAAUGAAACUGCAGAAGACUUUGAUCAGAAUAAGGACUAACAUCUGUGAAUAACUUCUUUCCUAAUUUAUUUCUAUUAAAUUGUGUCUACGAUGAUGUGUUGCUACUUGGAAAUGGUUUUUUUUCCAGUGCAUGUAACAGUCUUCCUCACUCUGGUGCUUGUUCCUGUAACGUGCAGUUUUAUGUAUUUAAUUUUAUUGUGUUGUGGAUAUUAGUUAUCUUUAUCUUUAUUUGAAUGUUUUAUUGUGUUGUAUUUUUUAUACACUUUAUUGUGUAAAUGUGUUCCUUCUCAGAUAAGUUGUACACUUGAGUCAAA
Messenger RNA from Schistocerca americana (American grasshopper), 3034 nucleotides. Its product is annotated as zinc finger protein 2. The record is from RefSeq and is a predicted model, not a curated record. The coding region runs from base 186 to 1826 and encodes 546 amino acids. NCBI's taxonomy places the organism in Eukaryota, Metazoa, Arthropoda, Insecta, Orthoptera, Acrididae. Gene Ontology annotation, molecular function: RNA polymerase II cis-regulatory region sequence-specific DNA binding; zinc ion binding; DNA-binding transcription factor activity. Gene Ontology annotation, cellular component: nucleus. The transcript has 4 exons. Gene Ontology annotation, biological process: regulation of transcription by RNA polymerase II.